Sporothrix schenckii 1099-18 is the source of this 4473-nucleotide messenger RNA. Its product is annotated as histone-lysine N-methyltransferase ASH1L. Gene Ontology annotation, biological process: regulation of DNA-templated transcription. The coding region runs from base 1 to 4473 and encodes 1490 amino acids. NCBI's taxonomy places the organism in Eukaryota, Fungi, Ascomycota, Sordariomycetes, Ophiostomatales, Ophiostomataceae. The record is from RefSeq and is a predicted model, not a curated record. The transcript has 3 exons. Gene Ontology annotation, molecular function: histone H3K36 methyltransferase activity; protein binding; DNA binding. Gene Ontology annotation, cellular component: chromatin; nucleus.
AUGCUCCCUGUCAAAGAGGAGAGCCCGGCUGGGACUGGUUUGUCAGGACUGCCCAUUUUUUCUGGACCACGCGCCUCUGCGCAGUCAACACCAGCAUCGACCUUAACGAACGGCUCGCGCUCUGUCCUGACGAAGCCCGAGAGCGACAUCCUUGUCACAGCAUCCGCAGCCGCUGCGACCACUGCUUCCGGCGCCAUCCUGUCCGACACCAUGCCGACGACACCACCCUACAACCCUCACUCUACACCUCCACCGCAGUUUGUUGAUAAUGCGGACUACAUCUCGAGACACGUGGCCACCGCUGUGGCUGCCGACACGCCGACUGCCACACCUCCAGAUGACGGGUACAUGAACGAUGCCGGUUCCAAUGCCGAUAGCGAGUGCCCUGCGCUCGAGGACGAGUCUCCUUAUGACGCGCUAUACCGCGAUUCCGAGUUUGCCGACGACCAGGUACCCGCGUUCGCUCAGCCAGACACACAGUCCACCAUCACCCCGCAGUCAGAAGCAAACCAGUCUCCCCACCCUGAUUCCAUGGUCGGCCGUUCUGGCAAGAUUUGGGACCGUGCUGUCGCAAAAGCUGCAGCCAUUGAGGCUGAUACAGAGAUGACUGAUGCAAUUGCGCAUCUGCACGAAUCUGAGAUACACACCAGCAGCGACCGGCCUGCAAACGACGGAUGGGAAGCGAACCGUGGUAACGACCGCAGCGAAGAUGCGCAAAACGGCGACACGGCAAACGCCGCGACGGCUUUAACAGAGUUGACACCUCCCCCAGCGUCAACUUCUCAGCCAGCAUCUCAGUCGGAGCAGCAUACUCCCUUGCUAGCGACACCAUCGGAAGACAGCAUUGCAACCCGGCGGCCUAUGAGAAUGGCACGACUGUCCAAGGCAGGAGCCUCGGAAUCACCAAAGCCUGCCCGGCGUGCUGUCAACCCUGAUGCCAACACUAUGGUUUCUGCACCAGGGUCCGCACCACGAGCAGCAGGAGAGGCUGCGUCAGCAGCGUCGGCGGGAGAUGACAAGACAUCGUCGGCAGCCAUGCCAGCACGGCGUGCCUCCAAGCGGGUGUCCCUUGCUGCAGCCGCAGCUACAGCCAGCCCAGUUGCAAAGCAGGCAUCGGCCUCGGCGGCAAGACAGGCAGCAAAACCCUCUCCGAAGUCGAAAGGCACUGCAGCAAAGACCGCCAAAGACGCGCCUCUUCCUAUCGAGAGACGGGUUACGCGCCUGUCUGGCCUUCCCACUGACCUGUCCCUUUCCCAAUCCAGCCCUCAGGGUACCGCAUCAGGCAAACGGAGACGGAGAGUGUCCGACAAGCCCACGACUGAAGAACUGCCACGCGAGCUACGACGCCUUCAAGAUACUAAGGAAUUCUCACACGUCGAUAACGAACCAAUUGUCUACACGGUCUGGAGCAACGGUAGGUACGUUCCGGCCAACGCGAAUGGCGAGCCACUGGUCGACAAGAACGCCGCCAAGAAAGCCAAACUCGCCAAGGCUGCCGAGGAAGUGGAGAAGAAGAAAGCCGAAGAGGCUGCGGCUGCCGCGGCCGCGGCUGCCGAGGAGAAGGCCGCUGCUGAGGCCGCGUUGCCUAAGAAGCGCGUCAAGAAAUGGAUGAACCAAGGUCUCUAUGCCGGCAUGCCGACACCGUCCAACCCCGCUGCAGGCCUUACACCCGCUGAACGCAAGGAGCUCGCGAAGCUGCCGGAGCUGUCGAAAAAGUACCCACCGAACAAGACUCUGCCAAUGCCCAUUUACAACGGACUGCGCACCCUGAUUGAGGGCCGCGAUUUCAAGAUGCCGUUCGACGUCUUCAACCCCCUCCCGCCUGGCCAGCCGAAGCCCGUCAAGUAUGGGCGGUUCAGCAAGAACCGCUUUGUUGGUGAGGCCCACGCCAUCUGGAAGAAGAACCCCAACUACGACGACUUCCAGUCCAAAUGCGUUUGCAAGCCAGAGACGGGCUGUGACGAAGACUGCCAGAACCGCAUUAUGCUCUACGAGUGCAAUGACGAGAUCUGCAACGUGGGCCCGGAGCGAUGCAGCAAUCGCGAGUUCCAAAGAUUGGCGGACCGAACUGCUUCAAAGAACCCGUAUCAUAUCGGUGUCGAGGUGUUUAAAACGCUGGAUCGUGGUCAUGGCAUUCGUGCCAGCCGCGGUUUCCGCCCCGGCCAAAUCAUUAUGGAAUAUAUUGGCGAGAUCAUAACGGAGGAAGAGUCCGACCGGCGAAUGAAUGAGCUGUACAAGAACAACGCGAUCGCGCAACAGUGCUACUACCUUAUGUCUUUUGACCAGUCUCUCAUCAUCGACGGAACCAGCGGUAGUAUCGCUCGCUUUGUCAACCAUUCGUGCUCUCCGAACUGCCGCAUGAUCAAAUGGAUUGUAUCCGGCCAACCCCGAAUCGCUCUCUUUGCUGGCGACCGGCCCAUCCAAACAGGCGAAGAGCUCACUUAUGAUUAUAAUUUUGAUCCAUACUCCGCUAAGAACGUGCAAGGAUGUCUCUGUGGAGCUGACAACUGCCGUGGUGUGCUCGGCCCCCGGAAGAGUGAGAAGGCCGUUUCCAAAGCCGCUGCCGAGAAGGCUGCCGCAGAGAAAGCGAGCCAAAAGGCCAAGGGCGCCAAUGGUUCCUCGAAGCGCAAGCAUGAUGCCUACAGUAUGGAUGACGACGUCGACACGGAUGGUGCAACCAGCGACCCGGCGAGCAAGAAGAUACGGGUAGCUGAAGCUCCGCCAAAGUCCCCGAUCCGGCCUGUCAAGAAGCCCACCAAGGCUCCACCACCGAAAAAGGUUGUGACGACGACAAAGGCCGCCCUGGAAGCUUUGGCUGCCAAUGCAGCAAGAAUUGCCCGACUCACGAAAGCUUCGCAUGCUGCGAGAGCUGUGCGGAUCGCGAAGGCCGAGGCUAAGAGAGCGGCCGAGGCCGCAGCAGCAGGCAAGGCUAAGCGCACGAAGGCAAAGACGUCCAAGUCGGCCGCGUCUAAGACAAGCAGUGCUGCAUCCAAGCCUGCCAAGGUCGUAAAGGUAGCCAAGUCCGUUAAAGUUGUCAAGACCGCCAAGGGCCUGAAGGCCUCCAAGUCGUCUGUGUCGAAGGAGGUCAAGACAACGACAAAAGCAUCCAAGACAGCCAAGCCUGCCAAGGCCACCAGAACAACCACAGCUUCCAAGCCCACCAAAGCUACAAAGUCACCGGCACGCAAGCCAGCCGCGUCGCCGACCAAGAAGACCAAGGCCACUGAGACUCGGAAGAAGGCAACGACACCGCCCACCGAUGAUGUUAUGAACAGGGAGCCAAUGACGCCGCAAGCGACGCAAGCAACGCCCAUGGCCCAGGCCGUCGCCAAGGCGGCGAAGGCGGCAGCACAGCUCGCUAAUGCUGCCAUUUCGGCCAAGAAGCCGAUCGCCUCUCGGAAGACUAGCAAGGCCAACAGCAACGCAUAUGCCCGGGCGAAGGUGCCUGUGAAGCCUCUGAAGAAGUUGCAGACGAAGCAAAAGUCCACGGUCACUACGACCAAAAAAGCCGAUGUCACAACCACAACCACGACGACUGUGACCACCACCUCCAGUGACACCAUUGUGAAGCGCGGGCGUGGUCGCCCGCGGCUGGCCACAAAGGAACCCGUCGCUGACAAGCCAAUGAAUGAUGCAGCUGGCGAAGCAGCCGCGAAGUUGAACGAGGUUUCAGAGCAGGCGCCUGUUGAUUUGUUCGCGUUGGACGACGAGGAAGAGCAGCUGGCCACCCAGUUCGCCACCGAGGCCGCUGCAAACACGCACAGAUCUCUUGAUUUCACUGUUGAUGUUUCAAAUGUUGACGAUUCCACACUUGACGAUUCAAUGCUCGAUGACUCCACACUUGAGUCUGGCGAAACAGACGAUGCCUCAUCUCCAGUUCAGGGUGGCCUUGAGCUCAGAAAACCGCGUGUGCGAAAACUGUCAAAGGCGCAGAAGCUCAGAGUCAAGCGCCAGCUGGUGGCCGCUAGGCGCCUUGCCGCCAAGCAAGAUGGAAGCUACAAACCAAAGCGUGGACCUGGUCGCCCUAGAAAAUACGUCAAGAUCGCGGACCUGCAAAGUGACAACGACGACACACCUAUGGCUGAGGCCGGGGCUGAUGUCCCAUCCGAUAUCCUGAUCGAUGCUACAACUGACGCCCCUGCUCCUCUCCCAUCAGCGCCAGCACAUGUUGAAGCAGGCCCGUUGGCGGAGGCAACAACCACGGAAUCUGCGCCGCGGAUCACCAAAACUCGGGUUGAAUAUGGCGUCGCUCGUAGAGCCGAUGUGGAAGAGUUCAAGGCUGCUCGCGCUCGAGCUAGGGCUAGGAUGGAGAGAAUGAAAGUCACGGUCGGCGCCGACGAGAACACACCGCCUGUUGAGCAAGACAAGCAAGAUACACUUAGCCCUCCUCCUGCAGCAACCAAAUCAGCAACCCCGGUUGUUGCACAUGAUGUCAUUCACGUUGCACCUGACAUGCGCGUUCAACCGGUCUAG